Molecule: messenger RNA, 1938 nt
Organism: Pristis pectinata (smalltooth sawfish)
Lineage: Eukaryota; Metazoa; Chordata; Chondrichthyes; Rhinopristiformes; Pristidae
Product: F-box only protein 36-like
Exons: 4
Coding region: 25-594 (189 amino acids)
Molecular function (GO): protein binding
Source: RefSeq, a predicted model, not a curated record
CUCUGGCAAUAAGAAGCGUCCAAAAUGGCCUCUUUACUGCAAGGCACGAUUUUUGAAAUCAGCGCCCAAGCUCCGCCGCCGAGCAAGGAUUAUUAUCAGCUUUUAGUUACCAAUUCAACGGUAAUCUGGAGGUGGUGGAAAAUUUCACUUCGGAGUGAAUUUCGAAAUGUGAAUCCCGGUGAACAAAAGAACUCUUACCAGGACUUCUUAGAUGAUCUUAAUCUACAAGUUCAUGUUGCUGUAAUUUUCGGCCAUGAUAUCCUCAAGUACGUUUGUAACCUGUGUCAACAGCAGUUUGAUUAUCUUGAACGUCUCCCUGAAGGCUUGCUUCUUUAUAUAAUUUCAUUUCUGGAGCUUGAAGACAUCGCCAGACUUUCCCAAGCAUCCAGAAAGUUUAAAAAAACAUGCAAUUUGGAUGAACUCUGGGAACGUAUUGUUUUGAGAUAUUGUGAUACCAUAACCCCUGAAAUGCAAGCACUGGCUUUAGAGGUUGGUUGGAAAGAGAUCUUCUUCACCAACAAACUUCAGCUACAGAAAAAGAUCCGAAGAAGACGACAAAGAGUUGAGGAUAAUGCCGAAGAUGUGCCAGAUUAAGACCAUGUGUUGUAAACUUUGUUGGUGUAUGUACAAAAUUGUUUGCUGCACAUACAUUUAUAUUUCCAUUUAACCUGCUCAAAUAGCACCCAGGGUGCCUUAAUCCUUCAUCUCAUGAUGGAUAAAAUUGUUUAGUAAGUGAUUAUAAAUUUAUUACAUAUUGGUGUUUUUUUUGUAAAGAUUCAUUAGAUUUGAAAUUGAGCCAUGCAGCAUCCAUUUUUCUUUUACAUAGCAGCCAUGUAGUGGUAUAAGCCUAAAUCCACGGAAUGGCUAGCAGGAGGUACACCAUUUGCCAUAGUGGGUAAGAUGAAAGCAGAGAUGUCCUUCACCCAUUCCUGAAGCAGGCAUUAGUUCCUUUGUAUACACACAUAAAAGAGACCUUGCUCUAUUUAUAAUCUCUAAAUGAUGUUUUGCUCUGGGGAAAAUUCUUUUUUAAGAAGUCCACAAUGAGAGCAACCCCAGAGAAAACUUGAAAUAUAACUAUAAAAUUUUACUGUUAAAACCUUCUUAUUCCAUUACUUCCCCCAUCCAUCCCUCCAUUGCCCUAAGAAUCUCUGCUCCAAACUUAUGAUCAGCACUAUUUUCCCACCCUCUUUUCGAUCAUGAAUUUCUCACCUUUCCGCACUUUCCCAUUCUCCGUCUGCCCAUCCAUUGUUUUAAUCUGUGGUUCUAUGAUCCCUAGAUCUCCAACACUCAUGACUCACGAAUUCAUGGUGCCAUGGGUUGCUGCCAAAUGCUGAUACUCUUUUUUUUUCCCUGCCCUCCCCCUCCCCCCCCCACCCACUACUACCUUCAUUUAUCAUCAUUUGUCCAGCAACCCCUCCAUGAGGUUACCUACAUAUGUGGUUCAGGCCCUGUAUCUUGGGUUACUCAGAUAUGUCCAUCCAGAGUGAAAGUACCCUGUGCAAUGGGGUGUGGGUUACUGAUUUUUGGAACUAUUCUUCAGGAAUACUGAGCUAAUUCUAAUGUUACAAUAGAAUAGAAAGCAAAUAUUGCAGUUACAAAAUUGUAUUUUGAUUUUUCUAUCUAGAUAUAAUUUAUUGUUGUUUCCUGUCACUAAAAUGUGUACAUCUAGUAUUUCCCCUAAUUUUAACUCCCUUUAGUUUUUGUAAUUAUGAAAUAAUCUUCAAACCAGCUGUUUUUUUUUGCCUAUUAUGCACUUGCUUAGACAUAGCAGCAAUGACUAUGUAGUGCAUAUUGGGGAUUAGAAACAUUUCUGUUUUUAAAAUCCUAAUUUCACAUACAACCUUCCCUCCAGUGAUCCUAAAUAAGUGGUUUUAAGCAACUUCAGUUUUGUGUGAUGCAAGUAGUUACUGGUUAAUAAACACUUUAUUGUAUAUUGGC